UGUUCCGCCCACAUGAGACCCUCAAAGCUCGGCCGUGCGGCUCACGGGGCUUCAGAGGAUCCUGAUGUGCGUCGUGGAAUAAGGGCUGUUUGUACACAUCAUCAGGAAGGGCUCUCCAGCAGAGGGCAGCGUAAGACCAAGCGCAACUCCCAUCCCUUCAGGUCCUCGGACAGUCUGUGCUGUCAGGAUUACACCUGUGAAAAGCAUGAAAGGCUCUCCUGACCUGAUUCCCACCCCAGAUUUGGACCCGAGCAGAGUUUGCAAAGGGAAAGGCGUGGUGACCCUAAGGGCCACUCUCGUCCACAUCGAUGAUGAGGACUGCAUCAGCGAUGAGCCAAACGUCAUCUCAACACCAAGUGGCUGGACAAGCCAGAUUAAUGGAGACAGCUCUAAAGCAGGACUGGCUGAGGGUGGCAGCAAUGACACAGCCGAUUUACCUCCUGUAAGCAACACUCUGUGCCAGAACAAUUCAUCUGAGAGCAUAAAAGAAAAUCAAGCUCCGUUCUCCACUGACAUUCAGAACUCGGUGACAUCGACUCCCAGCUCUGUUUAUCCUUGCACCAGCAUAGUUAACCCCACCAUAGUCCUGCUACAACACAACAGAGAACAGCAAAAGCAGCUUUCUCAUCCUGAAGACCCAACCCCAGAAAGGGACAAAAGCCCCGAAUCCAGAAGUGAAACUGUCAGUCCAGUCCCUGAAAUGGACGGGAAGCGGCAGCGGCUAUCACUGCACUCCCCUGUGCUGAGUCCUCUCAACAAGCCCAUUGUGCCUGUACGGAACACCGAAAAGUCCAAAGACUGGUAUAAGACAAUGUUCAAACAGAUUCACAAAAUACCUGAGCCUAUUGAGGAAAACCCUUACCGUCCCACCUACAUAUUCCCUGAGAGCUAUGAGAUUCAGGUGAAAUCGAAAGAUGAUGGUCCAACCCCCUUUGGUUACUUGGAAGAUGUGAGAGCAGUCCCACGCUCAAAAAGUGAGAAUGAGGUUGAUUCAAGAGGCUGCUCGAUGCCAGUGCCAAUGCGGUCGUCUUCCCUCAAACCCUCUGCCAAAAGGAAUGAGUGGGAGCCCCCAGAUAAAAAGGUAGACACCAGGAAGUACCGUGCCGAGCCCAAGAGCAUCUUUGAGUACGAGCCGGGGAAAUCAUCGGUGCUGAAGCUGGAGAGAACGACUCAGGAUGUAAGUCCAGAAGAUGUAGAUUUAGAGAAUGAGCCUUGGUAUAAAUUCUUUUCAGAGAUGGAGUUUGACAAAGCGAGUGCCCCCUCUUUCAGCCCCUUGGAAACAGCCUCCGACCUGCAGCAGUACUCCUCAAGCAAGUCUGGACACAGCGAGGUGGAGAAGGACAGAGGAUCAUCUACUGAUGAGCCUGUGGCUCCAGAAUGUGACCGUCAUGUUUACAAGAGUGUCCUAGAGGGCGGCGAUAUUCCCUUGCAAGGUCUACGGGCUCUAAACAAGCGCCCUGGCAGCUCCUCCUCCUCUAAAGUGGAUUAUAAAGGUGGGAAUGGCUAUAUAAUUUCACCCUGCUCCUCUGUAAAUAGUCGAUCGAGUCUUGCCAGUAAUGCAAUAGGUAACCAAUGUAAGAGUAAGAAGCCUCUAUCUGCUGCCAAAGCCUGCAUACCCCAAAUCCUGCCCUCUAAGUUUAAGCCCAAACUGCUGCCACCCUGUGGCAACAGUAAGGAAAGCAGGACUGAAGAUGCCAGGCACCCAAAGGCCCACAGCUGUGAGGAUAUCUACACGGGGCAAUGUGACACAGACUGUGCUGAAACGGAGACCCAACAUUCAGAUUCUAGGUCCAGCUGUGGGAGUGAGUGUGGCGAUGGUCUCAGAAAUGUUUCCCCUGCAAUUAGGAGAAGCGCAUCAGAUUUUUCCAGCCUGUACAGGACCAUGCAUCACAUCAAGCGGCCCAGUUCGACCGGCUGCAGCCCACACGGCAGUGUCCGUAGCCUGACCUCGCUUUUUGAAAAACCAAAGGACAACGGGGAUGAGAGGUCAGAGGCAGAUGAUGGGGGUAGCAUUCCACGGGAUACUGUAUCCUCACGGGUCAACGAGUUUGAAAUGAUUAUCCAGCGCUCCACCUCGGCUCCCAGCCGCUCCUCCUCCUUGCCCAUCCUGCACUCCAGCCCCAGCCACAGCCCCAGCCACAGCCCUGCCCACCUCUACAUGGCCUCUGCAGUGUCAGCGGAGUCCCUUUUAGUGGCCAACAACACGCAGGCUGAUGUCUGCAACCUGGACGAGCAGGAGGGCAAGAGCUCUGGGGAGGAGGACAUGUCACCAGAAAGUGUGAUGGUGGAGGAGGCUGCUUCGUCCACUGAGGACAGACAUGACAGCAGAACUGAAUCCCCCUGUAACACAGAAGCAGAAGUUGAACAAAUCCUGAGAGAAAUUUCCCCAGAACUAAAUCACCAAAACAUCAGUGAAUCAAAGAGCCCCUCAGUGAUGCUUACAGCAUCUCCUCCGCAACACAACCAUCUCCACCACCACCACCACCACCUCCUGCACCACUUGAACAAUCAACUCCUCCUCAAACCCAGCAAAUGCAAAGGCUCUUGCCCAGCUUCCUACACCCGCUUUACCACUAUCCUCAGGCAUGAGAGGCAGCAGGCCACGAACCAGCAGGAGAAGCAGCCACCCACAGAGAAGAAGACCACACUACCUGGAAACCUCUUCCUCAUGGGCCCCGCUCCCUUCAGGUUACGGAAGAACCCACAGUCCCAUCAGACUCGGAGGAUGUUGUUAGCCACCAGGGUGCCAGCGGGCACCCAGAGGCCUAUCAGUCUCUCGCCUGAGCUCAGACCUUCCAUCCCCCAGCGUCUGUCCUCCCUGGAGGUUCUGGAGAGGCUGAGUAACGGAGAGGAAAACGACACUGGCUACCUGAGUAACGGGCAGGGCUUGGACGCCAACGGGAACCUACUGCAGCCGCUGGCAGCUCACCGCAGAGACUCCUCCCCAGCUCACGGAGAAAGCCAGGAUGAAGUGUUGAGGAGGCGUCAUGGGGACAAAGAGAAAAUCUUGGAGGAGCAGCGGCGGCUGAAGCGGGAACAGGAAGAGGCUGACACAGCAUCGAGGCGGCACACGAGCAUUGUCCCCACACACCACCAGUUCAUCACCAACGAGCGCUUUGGUGACCUGCUUAACAUCACAGAUAACACAGAGAAAAGGAAAUCGGGCAUAGAGAAAACGCCCGCCAUGGCUCGCUUUGACUUCAGAGCAGAAACUCUAAAGGAGCUGCCAUUUCAGAAGGGAGACAUUGUGUACAUCAUUCGACAAGUUGAUCAGAACUGGUAUGAAGGUGAACAUCAUGGAAGAGUUGGUAUUUUCCCUCGAAGCUAUGUUGAGCUCCUCCCCCCGACGGAGAAAGCACAGCCAAAGAAAUGUGCCCCAGUGCAGGUGCUGGAAUAUGGAGAAGCUGUCGCCCGCUUUAACUUCACUGGGGACACAGUUGUGGAAAUGUCCUUCAGAAAGGGAGAGAGGAUUACACUGAUUCGCAGAGUUGACGAGAACUGGUAUGAGGGCAAAAUUUCAGGCACCAAUCGUCAAGGCAUUUUCCCCGUCACCUAUGUAGAAGUUCACAAACGACCACGGGUCAAAAACGGGGUGGAGUACCCGGAUCCACCUGUCAGCCAUUCACCUCAGCGCAGCACCAAUGCUUCACCACAGCUGUACCGUAAUCGUCUGACCACCUCCCCUCUGCCUCUCCCUUGCUCCCCCCGCCGCUCUGUGUCCCCUGAGGUCCAUGCUGUCUCCUCUGAGUGGAUCUCCCUGACUGUGGGAGGUGGGAGUCCCCCUGCGGCUCCCACUCCUCCGCUGCCACCGCUGCCCACUGUGUCAUACCGUUGGGGCGAAUACCUGCCCCCACCUUUCUCUGCCAGCCCCGUGCCUCCCAUCACUGGCAGCCCAUACUGUGUCUCCCCCAUGGCCUCCCCAUCCGCCUCCCCUCUACCCCCGCCUUACCCACCCAGACCCAACUCGACCACCCCCUCCCUCACAUUUACCCCACCUCAAGGGGUGGACUUCCUGCUCUCUCCUUCCUCCCCACAUGUGUCACGCAGUGUGAGCCCCAGCAGUGGGCCGGUGCUGGAGUGCUGGCUGAGGGGGGAGAAGGAAUUGACAGAGGGGGAAGGCGCAGAGGGGGACAGGGGUCGCGCAGGCCCAGGCAGCAGGCAAAAUAGCCCUGCAGAGUUUGUAAAAAAUGAGGCUGACCAUCAUGGACGAAGCACCAGAAGCCCUGUGAUGCUGUUUGAUAUCCAAGAUAACAACAAUGUUAACUCGUUUGCGGAGGCAGUGUGUAAUGAGAUCUUGAAUAUAGCUGAGACCUCGGUGAGGUACUGCAGCACCCUGUCCCACCACCAUAAUGACUCUCUUCAUAGACUGCACCCCCACCCCAGUAAACAAUCUCUCAUCAUUUCCCAGCAACCCCAGUCACACAGCAGCAGCCCGGAGCCGAGCCGUCUGAACUGUGGAAUAUUUCAGGCUUUGUACAGCUACGUGCCGCAAAACGACGACGAGCUGGAGCUGCAGGAGGGAGAUCUCGUCAGCGUCAUGGAGAAGUGCGAUGACGGCUGGUUCGUUGGUACAUCAAAGCGGACAAAACAGUUUGGGACUUUCCCGGGGAAUUACGUGAAGGAGGUGAAACUGUAAAGCUAUCUAAUCUGGCUGUAACACACGGUUGCCUGUCAAGCUUGGGAAGUCAUAACUACCGCGCAUGGCUGUUGGUUAGAAUAGUCAUUUAGCCGGGCGAAUAUUUUUAUCUGGGAAAGUGAUCAGAUCGGCUCGAGGUAUGUCAAAGUGCACGAGGCGAAGACGGGGUCAGCUCACUGCCCAAACACCUCCAUCACAUUUUACGCACGUCUCCACAGAAGUCAUCGGUCUCCAUACGUGGAAUUUCUCUGUGAAAGCCUCCUGCAAAUUAGCUUUUCGACGUACACGUAAUAGCUUUCAUUGUGUGUGUGUAAUUUUACAGUAUGCAAGAGUUUGCGUAGCACCUCGGUCUAGAGGCAGGCAGCAGAGCAGUGUAUGGAUAAAAGGAGUGGAUCUUAUUACCUGAACUGGACCUGGGGAGGCGUCAGAAUGUGUUUUGAUCUUUCAGGGCCAGAGGUGUUUAACACAGCUGGCAAAGUAUGAUGUAAAUCAGGUAUCGUGAAUGAAAUUGAUUCGAUUUAGCUACUUAAAGAAAACCUGCAAUAUGAUCACUCUAUGACCCUGUUAACCAGACAGUUCCCUUAAAAAAACAGCUUAAAGUCAGUGCCCUCGGUACUUUAAAUACUUAAAGCCUUAAAAAUUACCCUUUUUAAAAUAUUGAACUAUUUUCCUCCACAUUUUCUGAAUCAUCAGAAAAGUCAUUAUUUGCCUCGCAGCAUUCACAACUCAUUUUAGCCCAAGUUUGUUACAUUGACUACAGUAUUGUCUUCAUUCUCUAUCCAAAGGUUGCUACAGAGAAGUUAUUAACAGCCGUGUGCAUGAGUAGAAACUCUAAAAUGUUGAUGUGUGCUGCUGGCUUCUCUUUUUCUCAGUUUCCACUGCAAACACAUAUUACAGGACACGCAGAUUUUAUUGCAUGUGUCAUAAAAGUGAAACAAAAACUGUGUAUAUGCACAUCCUAUAUUUUGUAUAUUUUAAAACUGUGUUUGCUGAUUAUUGAUGCCUUUAAGGUAGCCGGUGGUAGACGCCUAGCUUCAGAGCAACCACAGGACAGGCGUGGUAGCACUUAACUUCCUGUUUGGUCGUUUAGGAAGAUCCCUCCUAACAGUGUAAUAGCACUGAUGACCUAAAACUCUUUCAAGUUUUAAGUCAAAGCCAACAAGGUGUCUUAGUAUAUGAUCACAGUGAUUUUUUAGAGCGUAUUGAGAUUUUAACCGUGCCCUUACUGACAUGAUUGUAUAUGUAAAUGCGUACAGAGAACUGUAUACGUACGGCUGCAUAUUUUCAUUCAUAAUGACUACAGUUGUAAGGUCAGCAUUAAUACAGCAUGCACUAUAAGAUCAUUGAGAGACUGACAAAUCACACUGGAGCAUGAAACACUAUCGGCCAGCCAACACCCUAAUAAUUGCACUUUUAACUUAAAGAAAACAGAAGUAAUGACGCGGUGAACGCCGCUUUUUUUAGCCUUUAAUGGCCGAUAGCCGAUGGAAGAUUGCUUUGAUCUCCGCUACCAAAGCAUCAGAGCCGUCUUCCUGCAAAUACGGAGCGCCCACAUCUCCAGCGCCAUCAGAUCCGGUAACGUGUCAGAAUAGAUCCUACACACACAAACACACGAGUGUGCGCACAGAAAGAUCCUUCACAUCAUCAGUGUCUGCGCCGUGCAGAGCUUUCGGGUAGUGUGUCCAAAAAAACCCUUAGUGCUUGUUAUGACCUGCUCGGAGCAGCAGACGGGGGUAGUUCGUUGCGCAAUUGCUAAAGAAGUAUUUUUAUCUAAUCUUACUUUAUGUUGGGAAGAUUGAUGGUAGUGAGCAGUGGAACUCAGAGAAGCGCUGCCAUCACCUUCUUAUCCAAAAACUCUCAUUAAAGGAAAUACAGUGUAGCUGUUUAUGAACACACAAAAUCUGAAAGAUAAGCUGAAGUAUAGAAACAUAAGACAGAUAAGACUUAUUAGAUCUAGAAGCGUAUGUCGACAGUGUCUUUGUUUUUUGCACCAUGAUUAGCUACAGUUGUGCAUGUGGCCACCACGUAGGUCAUAUCUGAAGUUUAUUAAUUGAUGAAGUACUUUCAUUUAAGCCAGGUCAGUACAAUCAUGUUUCCUGUGAGAUUGGGUUUUUCUUCCUGUGCAGAUCACAACCGCUACUUUGCCAACAUCAGCAAAAGAAUGUUUUCCCAGCGAGAUAUCACACGGAAUAUAUUACACUGCAGUGUGGGUUUGCCUUUUUAUCACACUGUUUUUAAUGUUCAGGCAUUUCAUUUUAUCACAAAAGCGUGUUUUGUUUUUUAUUUUACCUCCGCCUCUGUAACUCGAGCUCUUCAUGAAAGCGUUGAUUAGUCGGGAGUCUGCUGAGCUGUCGCCUUUCGAAAUGAAUCCUGUUGCGACGGAGGGAGGUUCGCUCCUUCUCAGACACACUGCACGAUGGGCAAAUAAUCACUCGUUUAGUGACAAAACAAUUGGCAAUAGAUUGUUUCUGUGAUUUGUGUGUGUCCGUAAAACGUCACGGGAUGUAUGAAUGUAUGAAUAUAUGAAUGUGUUGCAGGCAGUGUAAACAUGUAAAAAAAACAAAAAAAACGUGUGAAACGUUAUUGAACAGUUUGGCAAAUGAAGGAUUGUAAAUAUGUAAAAUAAAAAAUAGACUGCGAGCAAUAGGAGGGUCAGAUUGAACUCUCUGUCACUUGCAGUGGUUUAUUUUGCCUGAAGGAUUUUUUUGUUUUGUUUUAUUGGCAAAGCACAGAGUGGAGCGUUACUGAGCACAGAAAGAUUAAACAUUACGCUGCCAUUUGUGAGGAUCAUGUUGCCUUAUGUUUGAAAAAUUGUGCCUCAUUUUCUUUUUUUUCAGUAUCACUGAAAUGUAUCCAUGACGUAUUUUGUGUAAGCCUGAUUUUCCCCAUUUGUUCGAGUCUCUGUGACGGGAGAACAUUUACUAAGAACUUGUCUGUUACUGUACAAGAACCUAAAAGUGUGACAUAACGCUUCGACAUGAUUAACACUCAUGAAAAACGGACGCACAGCCUGCAACAGGUUUGGUUUGUUUGCUUCAAUUUGCAGUGCUGUUACAUUGACAAUAUUAAAAUAAAGAUACUAUACACUGCUGUGUUCGGUAUUAUGCAAUAUUUAAUAAACCAUUUAAACCAUUG
This is a messenger RNA of Neolamprologus brichardi, 7771 nucleotides long. RefSeq names its product sorbin and SH3 domain containing 1 (gene sorbs1). Gene Ontology annotation, biological process: cell-substrate adhesion. The record is from RefSeq and is a predicted model, not a curated record. Lineage: Eukaryota; Metazoa; Chordata; Actinopteri; Cichliformes; Cichlidae. Gene Ontology annotation, molecular function: protein binding. Gene Ontology annotation, cellular component: nucleus; cytoplasm; cell-substrate junction.